Perca flavescens (yellow perch) is the source of this 3216-nucleotide messenger RNA. RefSeq names its product ribosomal protein S6 kinase b, polypeptide 1a (gene rps6kb1a). Gene Ontology annotation, molecular function: protein serine/threonine kinase activity; ATP binding. The transcript is spliced from 15 exons. Gene Ontology annotation, biological process: signal transduction; protein phosphorylation. The record is from RefSeq and is a predicted model, not a curated record. The coding region runs from base 212 to 1717 and encodes 501 amino acids. Lineage: Eukaryota; Metazoa; Chordata; Actinopteri; Perciformes; Percidae.
CUUUACUAUGUGUGUAUGUCUCUAAGCCAACCUGAGCCGAGUAGUGCCGGUGGCCGACACUAGAGGCUUGUUCUGCCGGGUUCUUGUUUUGGUUAGCUGGAUGCUAGUCCAUGCUUUCUGCUGCCACCGGUUGUAACGGUGAUGGCUCUCCCAUAAGGCGGGGGAGCGGGACUGUGUUUUCUGAUUUAACACCGAGUGAAGUUCAGUGGCCAUGGCCGGGGUUUUCGACAUCGAUUUGGAUCAACCGGAUGAGAAUGUCUCUGACGACGAAGUUGAGGACGGGGUCCAGCUCGGUGAAUACAUGGACCAGUGCAGUGGAUUUGAAUUUAACAUGGAUGACUGUGAGAAGUUUGAAAUUUCAGAGAACAUCGUGAACAAGGGAACAGAGCAGAUCAGGCCUGAAUGCUUUGAGCUGCUAAAAGUUUUGGGGAAAGGUGGAUAUGGAAAGGUGUUUCAAGUUCGGAAGGUAUCAGGUGCCGCCUCCGGGAAGAUAUUUGCUAUGAAAGUUUUGAAGAAGGCCAUGAUUGUGCGUAAUGCAAAGGACACGGCGCACACUAAAGCUGAGAGGAGCAUUCUGGAGGAGGUAAAGCAUCCUUUCAUCGUGGACCUCAUCUAUGCCUUCCAGACGGGGGGGAAGUUGUACCUUAUCCUGGAGUAUCUGAGCGGAGGGGAGCUGUUUAUGCAACUGGAAAGAGAGGGCAUCUUCAUGGAAGACACAGCAUGUUUCUACCUGGCAGAGAUCUCGAUGGCACUGGGUCACCUGCACCAGAAAGGAAUCAUCUAUAGAGACCUGAAGCCUGAGAACAUCAUGCUCAACAACAACGGACAUGUGAAGUUGACAGACUUUGGUCUUUGCAAAGAGUCCAUCCAUGACGGAACGGUCACCCACACCUUCUGUGGCACUAUCGAAUACAUGGCUCCAGAGAUCCUAAUGAGGAGUGGACAUAACCGAGCAGUGGACUGGUGGAGUUUGGGAGCUCUCAUGUAUGACAUGCUGACAGGAGCACCUCCAUUCACUGGUGAAAACCGAAAGAAGACAAUUGACAAAAUCUUGAAAUGCAAACUCAGCCUUCCACCUUACCUCACACAAGAAGCCAGGGACCUUCUGAAAAAGCUGCUUAAACGAAAUGCCUCGUUGCGACUCGGGGCUGGACCAGGAGAUGCUGCUGAGGUCCAGGCCCACCCAUUCUUCCGGCAUACAAAUUGGGAUGACCUCUUCGCUCGCAAAGUAGAGCCUCCAUUUAAACCAUACCUGCAAUCGGCUGAUGACGUGAGCCAGUUUGACUCCAAGUUCACCAGCCAGACUCCAGUCGACAGCCCCGACGACUCCACGCUCAGCGAGAGUGCCAAUCAAGUCUUCCUGGGUUUCACAUAUGUAGCUCCAUCUGUGCUUGAAAACGUCAAAGAGAAGUUCUCUUUCGAGCCAAAGGUGCGCUCACCACGGAAGUUCCCGGGAAGCCCAAGAACACCUGUGAGUCCGUUGAAGUUUGUCGGAGGGGAAUGCUGGCUGAGGGGACCUACGCUGACCAGCAGCACUGGGGGGCAACCCAUGGAGGUGUCCACAGUGGAGCAGAUGGACACGAGCAGCAGCGGCGCCUCUGAGGCCUCUGCACCACUUCCCAUCAGGCACCCUUCGGGCAUCAAUGCAGGGUCCUACAAAAAGCAGACCUACCCCAUGAACUGCAAGCGGCCCGCUCAUCUACGAAUGAAGCUAUGACGCUCGGCUCACCUACGAACAUUAGAACUCUUCCAAUUCCUCAUCCUGUUCCCUUUUGUUGUUUCUUUUCAAAGACUUGUAGAUUUCAUUUAAUUUUUUUAUUGACUGACACUGUCGGUGCAGAUCACCAGCUCUUCCCAGCAGCGCCUUCCCAUCCCUCCUGACUCAGCCCGGCCUCCUCAGCCUGAUGCAGAUAAUCAGCAGUAGAAGUACCGUAGAUAUGUAGUCACUAGUAAGUGACUGGCUUGUUGGCUGGCUAAGGCCUGCUGACGAGUGGGCUGAGGCGGUUUCAGUAUCGUAUGAUUUACUGGUGCUCUUUUAUGCUCAAAUCUGGACGUUAGUUUUUAGUGUUAACGACUAGUUGCCUCCAUCACGGUGAGAGAAUUUGGUUACAAAGGGCAUUUAUUUGUCCUUCAACAUGCCCGGCUUUGUUUUUGUUUGACGGCCAUCUUGUGAUAAGAACUUGCAGGUUGCACUGUCAGGUAGAAUUAUUGAACAAUACCACAAUGAACACAGUAUUCCUUUUAUGUUUGAGGAAGACAUUGCCUUUGCCACUGUAACGAGUGGUUAGGAGUACGUGAAGCAUGAAAAAGCAGCCAUAAAAAGAUAGAGGUGAACGCCGUGGACAUAGACUAUAGGGGGAUAAACCUAGACUUAAAUGAGUGGACCAUCUCCCAAUUCCUGUUUUGAGAUGUAUGGCCUAUUUGUGUGAUGUGAAGCUGCUAUAAGAGCCUCUGGAGUCAAGCCAUCCGAAACCUCUUGCCCUAAAACUGACCACGCUGUCGGAUGCAGAUUCCUAUGAGGCUAACUGAACGUUAGCUUCAGUUUGAAUGGCUCCCUGAUGUUUCUGGUUAUCUUAAUACUUAGUGUUUAAUGAAUUGACCAAAAUCACUGUUUCAAUGAACCAAAUUAGUUUUGCUGGUAAACAAACAAACCCUGGACAAGGAUGUUUUUGUAAGAACGGCAAGGUUCAAAGGUGUUCAUAGCGUCUUAUUUGAUCAAACUGACUUUGUUUUCCACAUUGAUGCUCAAAGAGGCAGUUUAAUGUGUUCCUUUAAGUUACUUUGCACAUUUGUAACCAAGUGAAGCUAGCUUAGAUCACGGUUCUAAUAUGGAUCAGUGCCGGGCUUCUUCUACCAUUCCGGUACAACAAUUGUGUUUUAAGACCAGUCACUCCACUCACUUUCUUUGUUACAAUAUUUAUUUAAAGUGCCAUUGUGUUUCCCCUGCAUUGUUGACACUAUGCAAACUAUGUAUUUAUUAUGUAGUAUUAUUUAGAUAAGGCAGCAGAAUGUGUGAUCAUUUGAUUUGGCAUUCUUGUAAGAGACUUAUUUUGUCAUAAUAAGCAUGUACAGUUUAAUUUUGUUUCCACAAAACAUGUCUUAGAACUUUCUUUGAUGCCUUUUUUAUUAUUAUUAUUCCAAAAUUGAGGACAGUGACUUAAACGUCUUACAGUAUUGAUUGUGUGGCAUAACAUAUUGAAUGGGGAUUUACGAAAA